This is a messenger RNA of Caenorhabditis auriculariae, 27175 nucleotides long. NCBI's taxonomy places the organism in Eukaryota, Metazoa, Nematoda, Chromadorea, Rhabditida, Rhabditidae. The record is from the annotation of a GenBank genome assembly.
AUGGGAAUUAGACGGGUGCAAGACGGCCCGAGGACGAGUCAUCCGGACAGCUUCCACGCUUUUCUGACCACUGCGUUCUCGGCCCUUCUGGUUGGUUCUAAAACAUUAAAAACAAUUUAUUUUUUCCCCUCUCGAAAGUAUGCAGGAGUACUUUACAGCCCCUAUAAACACUCCGAUUUUUUUCUCUAAAGUUUUUUUCUUCAAAAAAAUUUCUAUUUAGUCCAGUUACAUAAUCCAUUUCCCGAUCUUGUUUUUUUAUUAAAACCGCGUAAAUUAAUUCGAGAGCUGAUUUCAAGUCCAUCAGUAUUUAGGUUUCGAGCACAGUUCAAAUCACCAUUAAAGCUCUGCAAAUAUCAAAACGAUUCCAUUGUUUUAUUUCUUUAUCGCAGUUGAAAUUUGAAAAAUUCUGUAAGAAAUUUUUUUUAAACAGUGAAACCUUGUAAGAGUCUUUUUAGGUAAGAGUGUGAAAUCAGGCCCCGGUGUUGAAAAGAAACAUUUUUUGAGCCUUAUUUUUGUUCAAAUAUAUAUGGGAACUUCUUUUUUAGUUUUUUAGGUGAUAUAACAUUUUUUUCAAUGUUUUUUUGUACACAUGGUUAGCCCAGUAGAUUGAAUUAACAUAAUGACUUGCUCAAAAAAAGCAUGGCCCAGAAGAUUCAGAAAGCGUGUUUUUUUGAAAGUAGAUCGUAAAAAAACGGAAACAAUAUCUAAAGAAGCUGGAGAAAAAUUUUAUUUUAAAAAGAAAUUUAAAAAAACUUUCUAAUGACAAAACGUCUUAAUUCGGAUAGAAAAGCUCGUGGUUGGGCUCGAAAUCGGAAACAAACAAAUGGUUUGGGAGAAUGACCAUCGCCGGCGCUCUUGACAACUUUGCAACGUCCUCAGAAACGGGCGCCGCAAAUUCUGAAGGAUAAUUGCUUGAAAUAAAUUGUGGUCGCCAAAAGUUGCGGCCAAGACCGGUAUUCGCAACUUCUUGCGACAAGCUUCUCUUUCUCGAACCAUCUUCUAUGAACUUACUUUGACUCUGCAGGCCAUCGUUUUCUCCCUUCGGAUUUUCAUCUUCUCACAGCCGAAGCGUCAAAUUCGGCAUCCCAGCGAAGAAGAUCUCGAGGUUGCCUUUUUUGCCAAGAAAGUGAGAAAAUGAGAGAAACGUCGGCCUGUGACCAAUACGUAUAGUUGACCAACGUUUGCGCACACUCUUGACUUAUAUUUUGAGAACAUCCCUUCAAAGUCGCGUUAUUGCGACGUUUCUUCAUUUUUUUCUCUUCCUGGUUAAAUUUUUUUGAUUCUUUUUUUGUUUUUUUAGGAGAAAUUCCAAAAAAAGAUACCCUCGAUAGUUUGUCGUUUCCUUAAAUAAGAUUCAAAACUAAUUUUUUUUAAAGUUCUUAAUUUUUGAUUAUUCCUUUCUUUCAUUUUUUUUUACUAUUGCGCCAGCUUUUCUGAAAAGCAACAUUUUUCAGAGCUAUGCGGAAUCUAAUAAUUUUUGAACAAUACCGAGAGAGGUGAAUAAUGAAAAAAACAAAAACGAAAAAAAUAAUUUUUGUUCUUUACAUUUACGUUAUACGAAUUUGUUCGCUGCACAUUUCUUUAUAAUCGUUUUUUUCAAAAAGGUUCCAGUUUCUUUUCUUUUUCUGAACUUAUAAUUUAUUUGAAAAAUUAUUCUUAUUUCAAAUAAAAGCAGUGAAAAAAAUUGAAAAAUUGAAAAAUCCUUUUUAAAAAUAAUAGUUGCAACACUUCGAAAAAAAUUAGAAAAGAACUUUUUUUGGAGUUUUUUUCCUAGCAACGUUUCUAAUUGAAACUUGGAACUUUUUUUGCUUUUACCUUGAUAAAAAAACAUGAUGUCUCCACCCAAUCUCCGAUUUCCAUGAAGAAUAGGAAUAUUUACAUUUUUGAUUUUUUUUAAAAAUUUUUCUCUUCAAAUAUUAUUUCCUAUGAGAAAAAUCGGAAAAAAAGUGUGGCACAGAUAUGAAAAAAACUCAAGAAUUUCAUUCGGCCCAUCAAAGAGUUUCAUGGCGAAUUAUCAAAAAUUUCCUAUCCGCAAAGUAAAAUGACUUUCCUUGUGAGGUAGACGUUGCGCUUCGCGUCCAAAAACUCAAUCUGAAGUUUAGCAUUGUCAAAACCUGCGGUCAUUUCAGCCUUCCGGUCAAACUCUAAUGGUUUUCUAAAUUUUCUUAAGCUUUUUUCCUACAAAUGUUAGGAUUUUUAUUAAAGAAAGUUAACGAAAUUUUGUCACGCCCUCAAUGAACAUUUUGAGGCGGCUUCCAUAAUGGAGCAGAGUUCCCGCGGGCCGCCGUCCGUGCUCGCGCUUCUUCAAACCGACGAGAUGCCCAGCUCCUGCUCCGAGGACGAACCGUUCGUUUUUUAUCGAAUUUUUCCAUUUUGUUUUUUCGUGAUUCCAAUCAUUAUAUUGAAUUAGCCGAUAAAAAAAUGAGCGUUUUUUUGAUUGUUUCAUUCACAAAAAAAUGAUUAAAAUCGACUGAUUUGAGAAGUAUUUUCGAUGUCUAUCUAUCAAUUGUCAUUGAAGUUCAUGCGGAAAUUGGAUUUCUUUUUUUAAAUUCGAGCUUUUUAAAUCAAAUAAAAAAAUCGAUGAAAUCAACGUUCCUUUGAAACCGACCAUUUUUCUCUACUUUUCAGAUUCAAUUCAAAUUUUUCUUCCAAUUUUUCAAUGCGUAUACCAAACUAAAUAAUAGUGCCAUAUAUUCAGCUGAAUCUUUUUUUCUAAUUUUGGUUCAUUGAUUCCAUUCGAGAAUUUUAUCCUGUCAGAAUUUUUUUUCGUUUCCCAAUCAGAUUCACCAAGAGAAUUGUUAAAUUGCUAAUUUUCUUUUAAAAUGUUCUCGGAGUUUUUGAUAAUUUCAAGUAACUCGUUUUCAUAUGUUUACUGAUUUCCUAUCAAAAAACUGAAAAAAGGGAAUAGAGUCAUGAAUUAACCUAGUUGAAAGUUCUAUAAUUUUUUUUUCAUUAGCUCCUCAUUUAUUCUCAAGUUCUUGCUCUUGUCGGAAUUUUUUUUUAUUCAAUCAGUUUUUCUCAGAUCGACCUCAACGGCGGCGCCUCCGUUACCCUCAUUACUGCAGUCGAAUUUGCCGACCUACCUUCACACGAUAAAUGAAGUGAGAUCUUACAUUUUCCAUUCAAAAUUUCGAUCUUACAAAAAACGUCGUGACUCGUACAAUUUUUUCAGACUUUUGCAAUUUUCUCACUCACUUGUUUGCUCUGAGAAUCUCAUCUGCGCCAAUAUGUUUGUUCUUCAAAUUUAUUUGAAAAAUAUACGUGUGGGAAUUUUCGAAUUGGAAUUUAUGAUUUCUUUGAGGACUUCUCAACGGCGGAUAAGAUUUUUUUUUUGAAAAGUUCCUUUCAAGCUAUUUACUCACUCUAAUAAAGUUAUAAACUUGAAUAUUGCACUUUUUUUGUCCAAAAAAUUGUUAACUUUUGUUUUUUGUCCAAUUAGGACGAAAGAUUUGGGUGGCGUGAAAAAAUCUUGCAAUAUUUUGGUUCGUUUAAUUUACGAGUUGCAAUAUAAUUGAUGUUUUCUGUUAUUAGUAACUUUGAAGUCACGGAAAACAUUUUUUGAAUCCAUUUAUUUUUCUAAUAGGAGGCAUAACACAUUCUCACUGUUUUCAUUUUAUUCGAAGUCAAUCAGUAGCCUAUAUUUGAAUAAUUCGCGGUGAAAUUUUUUUGUUAUUGUCAAAUUUAUGAUUGUUUUGCAACACCAGACAGUUUGGAAUAGAAGCGGAUUAAUCCAUAUUUGCAACCAAUUUCUCGCGCGGAUCUCGUUUAAUUAUACACAAAUAGUCUAAAACGGGGCAUUACGGCCGGGUAAACGGGGAACGGCGAUGGAUUACCGGCGAAUGCGGCCCAACAUCUCUAAUGUGCGGACGGUGUCCGUGGUGACCGUUCAUGACCCCGCUGUUUGGCCUCCAAUGCCUGCAUAUGAGUGACUAUGACUAUGGCACUCCGUAGACCUUUCCGCCCUUUUUUUCAUGUUCUACUUCUUGUUUUCAUUUCUCAACCUUUCACUUCUCGAGUUUUUUGAAGGCUGUUGUAUGCGUGAAACUAGUUUUUUUUUUUUCAUUUUGAGUAGGUUUUUUCGCAACAUUUCUGUCUGUCCUUGAUGUAAUUAAAAAUGCGGUAGCUUCUCUUUUCAGUUUUCUCGAACAUGAGCUGACAAAUAGAAAAAAUGAACCCCUAUGGCUUCAAUUUCUUUUUUUAGUGAAUAGGUCUUUUGAAUUGGAAGUUUGAUGCUGAAUUGUUACGGAUGUUAGAGAAAAACGGUAAUUGGACUGGAAAGUUCUCGAGUUUUUUCUGAGAAUUUUUCAUUUUUUAAAAUUUUCAACAUUCUUAAUCAACAAUAAAAAUAUCAGCUCCGCUCGUUUAAAAGCUAGCCUUAAUAUUUUCAACAAAACCUAACACUUUUCGAACGUGAAAAAUCAACUUGUCACAGUUUUAGAAAGAUCUUGCAACUUUCGUUACUUUGAUCACUUCGAAAAUAAAAAAGAUUGAAACUGCUUAUAGUUUCUUUUUUCAACCAAUCAAACAUUCAGGAUAACUAUGAAACCUGGAUUUUUCAGGAAGAGUCGGACGACGUCAGGUCGGCCAGCAGUCUCGCCUCUCCACAGACCGUUGUUGAUCGGAGGAAUUCCGACCCAUUUUCACAGCUUAGCCCCUUUCCCGACGACGAUCACUACAGCAAUUCUGAGGUGUGUUCAUUUGCUAAUUCGUUGUGAUGGCGUUCCAAGUUGGUUGAUGUUCUUUAAUUUAUUUGUUCUAGUUUCCAGUUCCGCUAAUGUUCCAAAACCUUUUUUUUCAUUUUUUUUUUUUCCAAUAGGAAAACCAAGAAACUUUAAUAUAAUGAAAGCCUUCAAGAAAAAAAAACAAAAAAAAAAUCAAGUGGUUUCUUUUUUUUUAUGUAACUACUGAGAAAAAUUCAUAACAAACAUCUCAGUUUUACGAGCUCAGGAAAUGAUCCAAUCGAAAAAUGUUACUUGAACUUCAUUUUUUCUUGGAUUGGGAGAAGUAUUUUAGACUUAUCAAUCACAUUUUUGGCUUUGAAAAAAAAACUAUAUUUUUAGGUGGAAGACACAGAGGUGAUCGUUGACGAAGUGCGGCUGUCGGUUUCGGAACCGGAAGUACGAGAAGGACCGCUGGACUUGCUGAAGGAACUCGCCAAGAUCGGCAAGAGCUCUCAGGUGAGUUGAUCUUCUCGCAAGAGAUACUUUGCAAGUGAUGCGGGUGUGGGAUAACGAGGCAACCGAGCGAAGAGCGUCCGGUCGAGAGGAAAACACAAGAAUAAGCACAGCGAGGUUAGGUGCAGAAGUGCGUAGAAGAGAAUUGUCAAACAACCGGGGCCUGCCCUGUUUACACAUAUACACAUACAUACACAAGCUGUCUGUUCUUGUUCAAUUUUUGCCACUGUCCUGCGGUCUCAGCUGAGGAGCCGUCGGCAAUGUCCGCUGCGGACGCUGAUAUUUCGGGAGUCCCGACGACAGAGGAGGUUCAGAUGCAGUCGCCUGAAACCAGUGGAGCAGAAUCACAGCCGGAAGUUACCGUUACUACGGAAGAAGUCGUAGUCGUCGAGGAGGUCCCAGUGGACACUUCGAAACCUGAGCAACUGCUCCUUGUUCCUGAAAUGGAAGCAACACCUUUGCUCGCCUUCCCGACUGUCUCAAUGGAGCACGACGACGAAGAAAUUAAAAAGGUUGGUUGAUUCAUACUCAUUUUCAAAUGGUCACUCAAAAAAUUGGGAUUCUUGAAUGAGUUCAAAACGUAACUGAGAAGUGAUACAAAUCCUUAAAAGAGAAAAUGAGGCUUAGAGCUUCAAAAUACGCAUAAAUUUAUAUAUAUGAAAAAGUAGAACUAUUUUUCAGUUUGGUAUUGUACAAAAAAAUUUUUCAUAAUAUUUUUUUGUUUUUUUGGGAAAGUGAGAUUAAAGACUUCAGAGCAGAAAUCCUUGAUCAGCUUCAAACCGGUUCACAUAUUUUUAACUAACUUUAUUUCAUAGAAAAACCGCGAAGGCUUAAUAUUUGCAGUAACACAAAGGUCAGCAUUUUUCUCAUUCUGUUUGAGAGCAUGUAAAUACUUUAUUUGUUAUUUUCAAAUUUCAAAUUCAAAAAUGGCUUCUUGAUUUCAACCAGAAAAAAAUCAAGUUUUGAAAGCUUUACGUGCAUUUGUUUACCUUAGGGCCAGAUGGCUUUCAAGCUGUGAAUUUAUGCAAAUUUUUCCGUAUCGAUUUAUUCACACGGUUUACUGCUAAUAUUUGCGCGAGCGACGGCGCCGUGGGGAGGACAAUUUACCAAAAACUCGACAGGAACGACGAGUUACGUGGCACAUGAGUCAGCCCAGUACAGUCGCGUCCGGGUCUCAUCGAAAAACUUUUCCCUUUUCUGACUGAACCAUGUUCAAAAAUCAAUUUGAGCACCAAGACGCCGAUCGAGACCAGGAGGAAGAGCUCGUCUUCAACGACGAACGCCGCAAAACUGUCACAAUGUGAGUCCAAUUACUUAUCGGUACUUUCCUUCUUUCCUUGCUUUUCAUAUCAUAGCUUUGUGCUUAUUUUAUGAGUUUUUUAUUUAAUUUUCAUCUUGUUGAGAUUUGAAUUUUCACCAUGUUUCAUCUCCUUGCUUUCAUUUUGCUUCCGGAUUUGAUUAUUUUUUUACUAACUUUGAUUCUGAAAAAGGCCUAUAAAUGAGCUCAAGGUUUUGUUCUCUUCGGAAAGUUGACGACUUAGUUGAAUAGAGUCUAAAUAAAAUAGAGUUUUAGAACAGUUUCUUCACUCCGAAGAUAAACUUAUGACCAGAUGGGUUUUGUUUGAGCUUUUUAUUGUGUUUCGCUCAUUUUUUUCUCUAAAAAAAGAAAGUAUACUUUCCAAAAAAACUUAUAACUCUGCUCACUCCUUUUUGGGCUCUUUGCUUCCAACAAUGUUUUAUCUGAUCUUGGUGGAAAUUGCACAUAAAAAAAUGCAUUACUAAAGUUUAGUUCAAAAGAACAAACUUCAAACAAAGAUACUUUCUUAGCUGAAGUUUUUCCUAUCCUUUCAUACUGGAUCAUUAGAUGAAACCCCAAAAGCAUAUAUCCAUCCAAGACAGACCCAAACAAAGAAUCCAUAAUAUUCUGCGGUGGCUUCCGGCGAAUUCGGAUCCAAUAAGGGAUGACUGACCCUCAGCGGGAGUCAGGAAUGCGGCACCCUGUGAUUAUCGCCUUGAUCUUAUGCAAAAAUACGGGUUUCCUGGCACCUAACAUGACUCCUCAAGACAAACAUUUCGGCGUUUCAUGCUUCAGAUUCUCAGUUUCCUAGUGUUGACAAAUUUGACGUUCAUCUUUUUCAGCAAAUCGUACGAUGCCUUUGAGUUAUAGGAGCCUUUUGGAAAUAUGCGAGUCAAUAAGUUUAUGGAGAUGAUUUUUUUAAAAAUUUUUCAUUCUGCAUUUGUUUCAAAGUUAUCCCGAUUAUUGUAGGAAUUCGAAUUUUUUCAGUGAACCUUUCGUAAAAAUUGAAAUUAAAAAAAACCGCGACUUUUUUUUCCAAUUUUCUUUCGAACUCUCAAAGUUCACUGACGAGUCAACCUUGAUACACCGAUUCAUUUCUCAAGUUUUCCUUUCUCCUAAAGAGAAACUCCAAAUUUGUGAGAUAUCUCAGUUUUUAUCGUCUCACGGCAUCUUUUUCCGCUACAUUUAGUCUAUCGGCAUCUCUUUUUAGUGCGUCUUUCGUUUCGUUUUUCAUUACACUCGUCGUCUUUACUGUUUCAAUUUCGUUGUUUUCCGUAAAGUCGAUGACGUUCGUGUAGGAGUGUUAGUGUUAGUCAGUUCGUAACCGAAAUAGGAGCGUCCAGAAAAAUAUAUAGCAGGAAAAGUUUGCCCCUUACGAGUUUAUACUAGUACUUUUUCAACUUUUUUGCUUCUUCUCAAAAUACACUCAUCAUUUUUCACUGUCAAACUAAGUUUUUUUCUCAGAAAAAACUUCGAGUUCUCUGAUUUCGAAUUUCCUCUCUGAAAAACUUUUGGAAGCAAGCUUUAUUGCAAUACUUUAAUUUUUUUUUAGUUUUAUCGGAACGCUCAGCCCUGAAAAAGUUGAGUAUAGACUUUUUUUCUUCGUGGAAUUCUUAGUCCUUAACAUGAUUAGGCCAUCUGAAUUUUUUGUGCUUUAUUGUUUGGCAAAGUUGAGACAUGUGAAAGAAUUUCUCAGAGUUGGUCUUGAUUCCUAGGAUUUUUUUUUCUAGGACUUUUUUUUGGCAUCUUUAUUAUAACUUUACUGAAAAAGUUUUGCGGUAACCCCCCUGUUAUCAGAAGAAUCACAAAUUGAGAUGUGAAACAAUGUACAAAAGCGGACUCAUUUUUCGGUGUAUUUAUCCAAGUGUUUGCUCGCUCGGCUUGUCGCCCGCUCGCGUGUCUGAUAACAGUGUGGGCACCUCGAUUCAACUCCUUCUACGGCCUGAAAUCGUCUCGCGCAUUUCUCUGUGUGUACAAAUACACAUCAAUGAUUUGUGCCUGUAUACGAUCGCCUUUGCCAACGUUUUUAUGACCAAGGUCCUCUGAAAAAAAAAAACGGGAAAAAUGAUCGAAUCUCUCGUUUUAUACUUACCGUCAACGGCUUUUUUUUUCUCUCGUUGCAGGAAGUGUUGCGAUUUUAUGUCUUUGUUUUCCGAUAAGUUUUUUUUGAUUUUGUUCUCUGUAAUUUUUCUGAUGUUGAAUAAAAUUCGUACAGGCUUUUUCGAUUUUUUUUUCAUUAGACGUCAGCAAGAAAAUACUUGCUCGAACUAAUUAAAAAAGGAUCUCGAAGUAAAGAGAGAGGUUUUGAGAAUUUACUAUUAGCAUAGGAGUAUGUUUUCCUAACCGAAUAACGUUUUUAAGUAUUUUUUUGAACAGCUAGUUUUACCAGAUUUCAUCAGGAAUUCUCUGUACUUCAUCUCCUACCUCUCACUUUUCAAAAACUUUAUUUUAUCGAAAUUCUCUUUUUUUCAUAUAUUCUUCCAAAACUCUUUUUACUGGACUUGUGUCCAAUUGACUUGAAAAUGUCCAACGUAAUUGUGUACCUCUCCCGUGUUUCGAAAAUUUAUUGUUGGCUGCUAAUUUUAGCUAUUUGAAGGGAGGACAACGCCUCGUUGCAUUCGGCGUCGAUCACACUUGACACGACGCGAGAAGAACUGCAGUUCAACGAGUCGGUCGCCUCGAAUCCCAUAGACGAAACCGUUCUCAUGCACAGCUUCCGAAGGUUUUUAUAAUAUUUGAGAUGUUUUAGAAACUAGGACAGCUUUUUUCCCGAAAAUUUUAAAUUAUCAGAGUAGGGUUUUGCAGUCCUCACGCUCAAUUAUCUUGAAAGUUUAUGAAAAAAACGCUUUUUCUUGCUCAUUUAGCAUUGAUCAGAAGUCUUCAUUCUUCAAAGUCUUUAACUUUUUUAUAACUCUUUGGUCUUACCAACUGAAGGAUUUGCAAGCUUUACUCAACCAAAGAAUGAUAAAUUUUUUUGACAUUGAAGUUUUGUAAAGCAGCGAGUUUCUCAUGUUCCGCUUCUCAGCUUUUCAGAUGCAAAAUGGAAUUUUCUUCUUCCGAAAACACAUUUUUUUUUUCAAUAGCUUCACGAAGAAUAGAAAUUUUUAAAGUUUUAACGAUCAUUCCCCUGAGUGUUGAGUGAAGCUUUUUUUUUCAAAUUCGAGAGGUCAAUAAGUUUGUCUGCAAUAUAUUUUUGAGAAAAAAAUUCUGAGAAUUUAUAAUUUAAGAUUUAAAAUUAGUGAGUUCCAUGGUUUGAGCCAGGGAUUUCAAAAUACAUUAAAUCGUCAAAUUCAGCUGUCGUCUUUCUUAUGAUGAGCUGUCUGCUUUCUAAACAAAUGACUCAAAUGUUUGACAUACCUUUGCGGGCGUUGCUCUUAAACGUGGAAGAAAUUUAUACUAUUUUGAUUCCGUCCAACUUUUUCUCUUUUUUUUUGAGUUUUCCGAAAUUCCUCUACUCUUUUUGAAAUGGUAGUCGUAGUCCGAAUUUCGAACAUGCCCUAUAAAAUCUGAGAGCCGAACAAGGGCAAGAAAGAGAUGUAAACGGAUCGAUUCAGCACCAAGGACGAAAAAGACACGGAACGGCCUCGAUCACCUCUAGAUCUUCCACCUCCGCCGACCUCACUUGCCCCUCAGCCGACAGUCGAAUCGGCCAUCUCAGCCAGUCGCAUCUACCAGACGCCGACCGUCUGGAAGUCGGCCGAAUCCCCACGGCUGCCAACGACUCUCAUUGGAGCACAACCUCCGCCGAGCAUCCUGAGCAGCAGGAGUCCGGCUCCAACCUACUCUUAUCACUCCGGUUAGUUCUUUAUUAAUUUCAAUUCUGCUACGGAUUUAGUUUUUUGUAUUUUUUUUUCAAGGCGCUUUUCAGUAAUACUGUGAAAAAGAAUGUUGUCACGUGACUGAGUUAAACUUGUGUGCUUCCAAAGUUACGUUCUGUUUCUGCACUGCUGAUGUUUUAGUCCAGAAGAACUUGAUUUUUUUCUUCUUGAAGUACAUGCUUCAGUGAAAAUGUAACCUUUCGUGAAAUAGUUACCGUUUUGUGACCCUUCUCAACUUUGAUAAUUAUCUUUAUCAUUUUUUUGGCCAUGAUCUCACUCUUCGUUUCUGGAAGAUUUUAAACCGAAAGUAUAUUGAGUUUCAAAAAAUCAUAUUGUAGAAAAAUUUGAAGUCGUUGACCAUUUGGAGUGUUAUAAGCAAACAAAAACUUUCGAAAUGGUUACUUUGUUUAUUUUCUCGAAUAAUCUCAAAAGUUUGAGUUUUCAACAUUUUUUCCCAUUUUCCCUCGGCUCAAGAUGAGACAAUACAUGCCUUCGACUGCGUCAGAAGCUAUUCAAGGAUUCUCAGAAAAAAAACUGACGCCGUCCGAAUUAGGUCAUUCAACUUUUUUUCAUGCACUUCAGACAGUCGGGACCAUUUUUUAUUCGGGACAUCCUGUCAAAAGUUCACUGAGAUUAUAAUAUUAUAAGACGCAUCUGCAAUUUUCGAAAAUUCUUGAACUAGCCUGAAAUAUAGUCGAAAAAUUCUAAGAAUCGCAAAUCCUUAAGUAAAAAUCAAGCAUGACCAAAACAGAAAUCAAUAAGAUCUGAUUUCCAAACAAUUUUCCACUGUUUGUGAAGUCGGCGAGAAGGCCUGAAGAUUCUGUCAACGAGCCGUGGCUCACAUUCGCUGCGUACACAUACGCAGAAGCUCCCACAAACAAUGAGUAGUGUCGAGUUGCCGUUCCGCGACCGACCGCUUCUGGCUUCCGCUUCCUCUUUUUCUUCUUCAGGAAGUAACUUUGAUUGGAAUUAUGAAAAAUUCAAGAUGUGUUCCUUUUGUUUUAACUGUGCAGAGCAGUUAGAACGUAUUUCCGUCCUGGGAUUUUUUUCACUUGGUCCUUAAUUUUCAAAAAGUCACAACUUUUUUAUGCCUCAUCACGUCUUAAUUUUUUUAAAUCGAAAUUCAUUUAUUACCUUAGUGUUUCCAAAGUAUAUUCGGCUUUAAUCGGGAAAGGCAGAGAGAUCUACGAACAUUUCUAAACACAAUAACGUUCCAAAUGAAGCUUCAAACUGAAACUUUAUGUUCGGUGCUCUCAAAAAUUGUUUUAGGAAAAGCUUUUGAUUCAUGAAAAAAAUCCUUGUUCACUUUUAUGAUACCAAAAAAAGUCGAACCAAUUUUAAUUUUUUUGAAAAACAAAAAGCUUUCAAAAAAAUGCAGAUUUUUGUUACAACACGAGUUUUGAAGAAUACACUUUUAAUUUCUCCGAUUAUUUUCUUGAGCCUCAGCAUGUUUGUUUGUGGGAACGAGUUUACGUCCACGUACGGUCGUGCCGCAUCACCAACUUUCCCUUUUCUCAUUAUUUCGCUCGCGCCUCGCCGACGAAAAAAGGCUAUUUUGAGAAGAAAAUCGUGCAUCACCGACAAAGCACAUACAUUCCUCAGACUCAUCCGAAAAGAACGUUUAAUCAGCAAAGAAUACAGAAAGACGUGUGUUUUGCAGGAGUGACCGGAAUGAGUGUGCCGCCGACGGAAGCGCCGCCUCUGCCGCCACCGUCGCCGCCGCCGCCACCGCCUGCCUACCUGCCGACGUCUUCUUUUCCCAAGGUUCGUCUCCAUCAUCAUUUCCUGUGCUUUGUCAUCGUCAAUAUGGCGCUUUUCCGUUCUCUCUCUCUCUUCCUUUUUUAGCUUUUCCUUUCCUCAGAGAAAUUGUUUUUGGUUUCCCAAAACGCGGUCUUUCGUUUCAAGGACCCCUAAUUCACAUGAAAUUUUCAUUCAAUUUUAUUCUUUAUCUUUUCAAGCUAAUUUCACUAUGUGAAAUUUUUUUUCAAAAGGUGAGGUGCCUGACACAUAUCUCUAGGCUUUCGAUUGAAAAAAAUGCUUUUCCGUAUUAGAAAAAAUUCUAAAAUUCUCAAUUAUCAUAGUUUCCUUGUUUUCGACAAAGGGUUUCUGUAGAUCCCGUUACCCGCCCAAAUUCAGUUCUCGGACUUUUGAGAUGGAUUCUCCAUAAGUUGUUCCGAUUAUGAUUUUCAAAUUCCAACUUCAGUAUUUUAUUGAGAUUAGUUAUUUUACAAAAGACUUGACCCCUGGAUUUCACUCGAAGCAUUCAUUUCAGGUUCUUCUUUGAAGAACGCAAUAUUCUGGAACUUCUUAUCUCCAUCUCACAUCAAUCAGAAAAGUUAUCGAAUAUUUUUUUAUAUCAAGUAACUGAAAUUCCACCUUUUUGCACGAAUGACCUCUGGUUGACUGUGAUGUGAAUCGCAUCUUUUCGUGAGACGUUCAACUUUCUCUUCCUUCCAAAACUUCUUUGAUGGAGCAGCCAUUGUCCGAUUCGAUCUUUUUGUUCUGUUUCUGAUGCCAUAUUCCUCCAGAAAAAGCAAAGAGAAAUGCAUAUCGUAAAUCUCCCAGGAGGCAUAUUUCCAUAAUUCCUGUUCUCAAAUGUCGCGGCGCCUCACCUGCAAAAGCUAUAGCUCUGCCUCUGGUCGGCGACGCGGCAAACAGCGGGGAUCCCUCUGCACUCCAUUCUUUGUGUCGCUUCGGGCAGUCGGCUGGCGGUCAGGUGCGUGGUGGAGGUCCUUUCGUGUUUGAUCCGUCGGCUUGAUCGAUUCGCGAGCCGCGCACCGUCCGUCAGGACACAAUAGUCUCCUUGUUUGCACGACGGAUAUGUAAUUAGGGCCAGCAAUCGGGUUGCAGUUGCAGAUUAAUAUGGAUUUCGUACUGUUCUGUUGAUAACUUCGGUUUUAGUGUCCUUUUUGAACUUUUUUUGAUCAUUUUGAACUUCCCGCAUCUUUUCAAAUCGCAAUCGAUUCUUCCUUUGUUAUAACAAUUAGUGAACUCCAAGCCAUGGUGUAGAGAAAAUUAUCAUUAUUUUUUUCAUCUGACGAUCUGAUAGCAGAUUUCCCUCGAAUGCGGGAAAGUCAGGGCUUUAUUUCUUGACGCUUGGAUUUUUCUCAGAUUAGGAGCAAAGUUCUCUGAAAUCCAGUUAGGUAGAAGCCCACUCUGCCUGUAGAGGCCUGAAGGUUUCCUGGUUUUCCUGCACUAUUUCGAGAAUGUUUCGAAAAUUUUAGCUGGCCAGUUUAAAAUUUUGAUCUUACUUGAAUGGAAGAAACAGCAAAAAGACAAUGCUAGAUUAUCCAAAAGUAAGAAACCCGUAAUUCCAUUUUUUUUUCAAAACUUGCAAUCUCAUUCGAUUUUUUCUAUUCAUGAAGAUCAUUGUGCAGGACACAGAAUAAAAGAACCAAGAAUUUGAUAUGAAAAAAAUAAUUUUUUUAACGUCAAAAAUGAGUCAACAGAUGCCACUUUUUUCUAUUUUACUUUAGUAGCUCUAAACAUGAACUUCAUCCCACAGAUUGUCGAACUUUAUACUGGGCAAAUAAUGCAGGUUGACAGUUCUGAAAAUCAGUCGAACACAAACAGAAAGUGAGAAGAAGCCGAAAAGCUGGCCAUCAAUAGGAAAAGUCUUGGAAAACGGCAAACGACCAACAGAAAUGGGCAUAACAAUGCGAGUCUGAGGCGAACCUGGCUGUUGUCGGUUGCACAGGCUGUUUGCCUUCACCACAACACGCUCUCACAAAACGUAGCGCCGUCCAGCCGGUGGUCCAUAAUUGCCGGUGACCGCUGGCCCUCCGUUUAUUGCAACCGAUAAGCGACACCGAAGACGUUCUGCCAAGGCCACUCCGACUUGUCCGGCGGGUUUUGUUUGCGUCGCCGUCUUCGCUCACCUGGAUUAUUUUAUUUUUUCCUUCUCAGGAGAAUGCCUUGCUUGCCUCUCCGCUCUUCGUCCUAAUCCUUUUUCGAGUCUUAUAAUAAAUGGCCUCAAGCCUCAUUCGCUUUUGUUUUCCAGGUUUCCCAACUUUACCUUUUCAAGCUUCCAAUUUUUAUUUUCCACUCGUCGUAUGUUUGGGUUUUUUUCUAGUUCGUUAAAAAUAGCUUCAGUCAAAAAUAAACUCAAAAUGAAAAAUAUCACUGAUAAUCUACCUAAAGACUACAGAUACUACUAAGAAUGAUACUUCAUUUUUCCGCUGUUCUUUUCUAGUUUUGGGCAGAAGCUUAUUGAGUUUCGUUUCAAGAGAUUUUUCUUUAAUUCGGAAAACUGACCGGUCAAUCAAGAUCGGUUUUCGUUCAUUAAUUUCAAAACAAGAUUUUUUUCUUUUUUUCUACUCGACUACUGGCAAACAUCUUUCAUCUUUAAGGUUUCAACAGUUAGAGUUUAUAAAAUUUCUCUCUAUUUUGCAUUCCACUUUUCCUGGUGUUGACCUCUUUCCAACAAGUGCCAUCUCAACAGAAAAAAAGCCCUUUUCUUCAAAUUGACAUUUGUUCUCUUUUUUCGGGACUGUCUUUCGGCCAAUCGUCUUUUGCCAUGUUAUUUGCUGUGUUUUGGUGGAACUGGACCAGCCGCCGGCUUUCGCGCUGUCGAAAAUUGGCAUAGUAACGGUCGAAUAAUUUUUGUUCUGUAUUGUUGCGGCUAAUCGCCUCUUGUCCGCAAGAUUAUUACGUGUUUGUCUUUCGGUUUUUUCUGGUCAUUUCUAAGAAAAAAUUUUCUAGAUUUUACAAGCCAAAAAAAGUCAAGGCGUUUUUUCCAGCCUCAGCUUGAAACUAUACAAAUAAUUUAUUUUGAUAAUAUACUCUAACAUUUCUCGUUGUUGAAGUCAUUUGUCAAACUUUGUUCGCAUUUUUGUUAUUAUAUUUGGAUUUUCCUACAGCUUUUCUUAUAUAAGUCCAUCAAAUAAUUUGGAUGAAGAAGAAAGCUCUGAUUUUCUCACAUGUACUUGUGAAUAAAUUCACUCAUUUUCUUAAUUUUGUUCACCUCCGGCAGCACCAUACUUUUUCUUUUCAGAUUAGUUAUAGUUAACCAAAAUUUGAUUUUUGUCAUUUUUAAGUCGCUUUUUCUUUUUAACUUCAUCAAACAGGAUUAAAUCGAAUUAUUUCUGCAUCAACCAAGAAGUGAAUUUUUUUGUAUUUAUUAAAGUCGUUUUCAGUCGGACCACUCUUCUCGAGAAGACCUGCUCUCGGAGCACGCGACGUCGCGCUCGACGGUUCGUGAGAUUCCCGUCCAGAGGGCUCCGUCCACGGCGCCAUCGCAUUCCAGCGUCUUCGACUACAGAAUGCCGUCGUCAUAUCAUCACACUUCCGAUGCUCCCCCUUCAGUAAGCCUUUUUUCAUUGAAUCCAUUUUUUUAUUAUUCAUUUUAAGAGAACAAAUUCUUUAGGUGUUUUUUUAUUUCACACAGAACGAGUAACUUUAAACUUGCUUUUUAUGAAUUUUUUUAUUACUUCUCAUGUUUCUGUAGUGAAUCAAUACCAGAAAAAAACAUUUUUUUCAAAAAGUAUGAAAGAGGAUUUUUUUCGAUCGAAAUUUCUUAUUCGUAAAAAAAGACCAAUGAAUUGUUCCUAUGAAUCUUUUUUUCUCAACAUUAGAAAAAAAUUCUAACUGAUGUUCAAUUUUCGGAUAUUUUUUUCACAGCACAAAACAUGAAAGCUCCGGGAAAAACUUGGAAAAAAAUGAGAAAAAAAUUUUUGCAUUUUAAUUUUGCAAAAGUACACAGUUCUGAAAAAUACAAAAAGCUUUUUUUUCUUUAUGUGUUGCUUCGAAUAACUUGGGAGCGCUGUAAUCAACCAAUUUGCGAAGUUUGCUUAUUUUUCUUGAAAGGUUUGUUUCAAGCUUUACAAAAAAAAAAUGGACUACAGCUAUUUUUCUCUUACUGAGAAAAAUUUCACAGUACUUUUAACGGAAGCUGGCUCCGAUUAUUUCGUAUACUCUUCGUUGAAAUUUUUUUUUUAAAGAAUUUAAAUUAAUUUGAGCUUUCAGUUGAAAAUAUAGACGUAAAGAAUCAAAUCAAAUUUUUUCAAAGCUACUCAUUGGCUUUGCAAGACAUAUAACUGACAGAACAUCUAAUGUGAAUUAUUUUAUCACACCUGAUUUGUUGCAAUGUUUUUCUAAGAACUUCAAUCUUUUCAAAGAAAAUUCCUUUUCCAAUCAGAGUUUUUAGAUUCUCAAUUUCAGCGACCCGCUUUGCUGGCGAGUGAACUAUCGAAAAAUUCGAUCAUAGUUUGUUGAUUUGUUUUUCGCUGCGACCUAAAACCGGUAUAUUCACCUUUCCAGUAAAUGAAACUUCUUAACCAUUCAAAAACCACCGCCCUUCACGGCUGCUGUUUUUUCAACGCCCCUUACGUUCAAAACAAAUAUUUGCUACAGCCUAGGUACCUUGUAGUGGUGGCUUAGUUACGUCAGUUGAAGAUGGCAGUAUUCAUUCGAAUAAUAAAUCAACAGUUUUUCUUCAUUUAUAUACGUUUUUAUCAAAAUUUUCUUCGUUUUCUUCGGGCGACUGGACGCAUGACAAACAACUUGACAAAAAAACCUGGCUGUCUAAACAUUCUCACAGUUUUCUCGCUUCUUUUUUCUCAUCGUACAGUCACACAUUUUCUAUUGAAGCCUUUUCAAAAAGAAAUAAAUUGUUCCGAAAAUCAGUUCAGAGUUUGCUCUCAGGAAAAAUCAAGGAAGCCUUGGAUCGUUCUCAUUUCUCGCGAUCAUUAAUUAUAGCUAAAUUUAGGAAUAAAGUGAAAACUUUCGGAGUUCAGAAGAAAAUCUCCGAGAAACAAAAUUCCUUUCUAUGAAAUGAGUUUAUUGUUUUGCCAACUCACUUCACAAACCGAGAAAAAAAGAAAAUAAAAACGCGAGAUGGCCUUGUUCUCUUUUUCCACGAUUAAUUGGACUUUUCUCCUUUUCUUUUUUAUAUUAAAAAAAGACCAGUUUCUUGCUCUUUUCAUUAUCUGUUUUCUAUUGAAACUUUACUUGAAAAGGAACGAGUUCGUGCUGCCGUUUGUUUUCCUUGGAACUUUUUCUCCAAAAUUGUAAAUGCAACGACCUUCUGGAGGCUUUCCCAUUCCAGAAUUUGUGUUUGUACGCACCGCAGUUCAGUGUUCGCAUGCACCAAUGUUUGCGUUGUGUUGCAGUACAAACACGUCGCUUCUGAGGGAGGGACUAUUUUUGCUCCGCGACACCGAGCCUUCGGCUCCUGGAGCUCAGCUUGGCCUGGGAAACUCGCCACUAAAAGUUGCUUCUUUCAGGACGAAUACUACCGUCGUGAGGUCAUGACGCGGACUAUCAUCACAAGGAGCACCGAAGCGCUUUCGCAGGUUUGUUUUUUAACGCUUUCUGUUCUGUUUUUGUCUGCUGAUUUCUACAUAGAUGUUUGGAUUUUGUCUAAUUUUAGAAUACUAAACUCAUUUCUUAACUCUUGAAUAUUUUCCAACUUCAACUUUGUCUUCAUCGCUUUCAAGGCAAAAAAAAAUUAAAAUAAAGACGCUUUUUUGUUCUAAUAUUCAACCAAUUUUUAAUGUUCUUUCAGAAAUUAGGAGUUCUCAGCAUCAAAAAAAAAUUCUAAUAAUUUCAAUAUUUUCCUUUUCAGCCCCCUUUGGGAAGAUCGUCGCCGAUUGACAGAUAUCUGCAGUAUGGUAAUGAUGGAAGAACAAGAGAAGAGAGAACAGUUGACUACAAAGUCACUUACCAUCGUGACAUCGAAGAAGAAGAGCGGAGAGUCCGAGAAGAUCAAGAACGACGACGUCAAGACGAAGAAGAUCGACGAAGACGCGAAGAAGAGAAUCGCUUGCAAUGGGAGCAAAAAGAAAGAGAAGCACUGGCUCGACUUCGUGAGCAGCAGCUCCAGCAUGAGCGACAACUCGAAAUUUCCAUCUUAGAAAGGGAACGAAACGAAAAAGAGCGCAUUGAUAGGGAUCGUAAUGAAAGAAAACGACUGGAAAUGCAACGACGUGCUGAGUGGGAACGUCUGGAAAACGAGCGGAUUGCUCUAGAAGAAGCUGAUCUCGCCCGCAAAAGACUUGUGGAAAAAGAACGGCUUGAGCGCGAAAAAGUUGAAGAGGAACGCCGUACGAGAGAAAGACUGGAGAAAGAACGUGAACGCCUUGAAAGAGAGCGUCUGGAGAACGAACGACGAGAGCGAGAACGACAAGAAAGAGAAAGAAUCGAACGUGAAAGAAUCGAACGUGAGAGGAUAGAAAUUGAAAGAAUCGAAAGGAUCAAGAGAGAAAGAAUUGAAAGAGAGCGUAAAGAACGAGAAAAAGAAAAAGAGGAAGAGGACCGUCUUCGGAAGUUAGUUAAUUUUUUUUUUGUUGGUUUGACUGCUGUCAUUACAGGGAACGUGAGGAACUUGAAAGACUGGAAAGAGAAAGGCGUGAGCUUGAAAUCCGUGAGCGCGAAGCCCUGGAGCUGCAGCGGCGUGAGGUAGACUUUCACUUUUUUCUCUCUCUCUCUGAAAAGAAAAUUUUAGGCUGAAGAGCAUGAAAGGCAGCGUUUGGAAGAUGAGGCCCGUGAAAUGCGUCGCCGUGAAGAAGAACGUCGUGAAGCUGAACUAGUUGCCAAAGUUCAGCAGCAGGCUGAAGAACGGGAGAUGCUGCGCAAACGCAAGGAAAGAGAAGAACAAGAGCGUUUGGACCGCAUCCGUCGUGAGCAGCAACGGAUCGACAUGGAGCGUGUCGAUGCUGAGCGACGUGAGAGAGAAAGGUUCGUUUGAAUGAUUUUUAAAACCCUGCUUUUUUUUAGGAAAAUUAUCCCUUUUUUGUCAUUAUUCUGUUUUAGAGCCGAAGAAGAGCGACGAGAGCGUGAGCUCUUUGAAGCAUCUCAUCGAAGCAAAGAAAUGCGAGAAAGAGAGCGACUGGAAGACCUGGAACGAGAACGUCUGCGUCAAGAAGAAGAACGACGGGAAAGAGACCGACGUGAACAAGAAAGACGGGCUGCUGCUGAGAGAGAACGACAACGACGCCUGGAAGAAGAAAAAGAACAAGCCCGUUUGAUGGAACUGGAACGAGCAGCGGCUAUCCGCCGAGCUCAAAGAGACGCUGAACUUGAACGUGAGAGAGAGCGCGAUGAGCUGGACCGUAAAGCUAGGCAAAUCGCUGAAAUGGAGCGACUAGAAAACGAAAGACGCGAACGAGAAAGACUAGAAGAAGAAGCUGCACUAGCUAAGCUCAGAGACCAGGAGCGCCGUAACCGAGAAAUCCGCGACAGAGAACGUCGUGAGGCAGCUGAACGUGAAGAAGCGCGCAGAAAGGUUCCCAACUGCAUUCUUUUCAGAAGUUUCAAUUUCAUUUUACAGGAAGACCGGAGGUCUCGAGACAAGCUGGAUUACUUGGCUCGUGAAAGGACAGAGAAAGAGAUUUUCGAGGCUGAGAAACGACGUCUUCUUUCGGAGAAGGAGGCGAUGAACAAGAAGAAGCAUCAUCUUCUUAGUAGCGAAACUCUUCAGAAGCUGACUCAGCCUGCUUAUUAUUCCAGAGAACCUGCUGAGUACACAACCAAAGUCGAACGACAGGUUUUUAUUUCAAGUUGUUUAAAAGUAGAUAGUUUUCCCCUUUUAGGUUAUCGAGAGAAUUGAUCGAAACCUUUGGGUUGAAGAUGCUCCACUGUACCCUACAUCUCAAAACGCGAUUUCAUACUCUCUCGACUCGACAAACGACGAAAAUGCUCGUGACCGAAUUUUCAACCAAAACGAUCUCAACAGGAACGGAUCUAGCAGGUAUUUUUUGGAAUCACUCAUUAUUGAUUAGGUCCGAAAUUUUCGUUGUCGUGACCUAACUGACAAGCUUGAUAAAAAUGAACACGAAAGCGAAAAUGUCUACAGACUAUCGGUGUCUUUAUAUCAGGACUUGAAUGAUUUCAGAAGCCGUUACCACCGCGCGAAGAUGGACAAAGCUCGCCGAGACUUCUAUUCCAGCACUCAGGAUUCCACCGGUAUGCCAUGAGCCUCAGCAGCAAAUUAGUAGCUUUGAAUCGUCGAGUUUUAUCAAAAAUAGAAAAUCUCUUACGAAUCUCUUCGAAUAUCCACCUCAAAAGAAGCCCCGUACAAAUACAACUAGCGAAAGCGUUGAGAAAAUUAUCCCUUGAUAAUUUCAACGCCCUUUCGUUUGUCUUUAUUGUCAUACUCUUUACCUUUAUCUGAUGAAAGCUUAAACCCUUUCGAGUCGCAAAAAAAGUUCAGCAUGCUUGUUUUCUUUUUGUUGAGCUAUUUUUUUUACAUUCUUUCCAUGUGCCCAUUUGCCGUGGCUUAUCGUUCGGCCGUGUCCUACAUACCCGUUGUGAAGAUUGUCUCGAUGUUACUGUUUUUCGCAUGUUUCUAUGUACAAUAUCUUUAGAAGGUCCAACCACCGCACCAGAUUUUUUUACAAAUUGGAAAGGAAAGGCAAAUAACACUGCACAAUAAGUUUACUUAGUUUAAUUAGGUGUCAUAGAAAAAAAUCAUGAAAUGUUUCAGUAAAGUUUUUUUUCCUUCUGUAAGCAUGGGAAAAGUUUAGGUGGAUGGAAAAGUUCAAAUCAGCCAUGAUAGGCUGUUUCUUUAAAUUGUGACCGUCUUCAUUCAUUCACAGAAAUUCAUAUGUACAUAAAUGUUUUCUCAACGAUUCAAAAACCUUGGAACCAGCUCAAAAAUCACAAGGUUGCAUGAUUUGUGCAUGAAAGCAUCCUCACAAGCACCAUAUGGAAAAAGUCAUUCGUUUACAUAAUCGUGCCAACAAGUGUCUUAAGCUUCUAAUUGCUGCUUUCUCUUUUUUCACUUCAAACUUUCAAAAAUUUCGAAGAUUUCACUUAUCUGCAUCUUCUGUGUGUUUGUGUGGCCCUCUUCUAUCUUUCUUUUCAUUUUUUUUUCUGCUCCUACCGACAAUGCAUUUAUGUAUUCAUAUAUGUACUGAUUUUUUUCCGGAUAAAUUUUUUUAUCAGCUCUUUUUCUUCUCUUGGCGCUUUUUUUCUGGGCAAGACACAACAUUUGGAAAUAGAUUUUUAAUUUGAUUGUUGAAAAAAAGAUUGUGAAGGAAUGACUUUGGACAUGGCACGUGCGCACCUUUGUUGGUUAAUUGGAACGUCGUUCACUUUUUAAUAUUUGGAAGAAUAUUAAUGACUGUUUUUUUGAAAAAAAGAGUCGAGUAACUGGUGCACGUAAAAGAAGUCGGUGCGGUGCCUUUGUGUAUAAAGAACAAGUUUUCAAAUCAAUGUAUGGUUAAACCUUCCUGAUUUGAAAGGCGAAAGAGGUUGAUUGGCAAAGGCGAAGCGUUGCGUACGCUAUGCGGCUUUUUGGCCGAAACUAAAAAGACGAAGCCAGCCUUUUUCGAUAUUUUUUUCAUUUUAAUUUUUUUCAAUUUCUUUAUGGUUUGGAAAAAUAGUUUUAAAGGAAUAUAAGUCAAAAAAACUUUUAAAUUAUUUUUUUGCACUUUUUUUCUGUGAUUGCGUUUAAUCUCGAGUUUCUCGGCAAGAGUCAACGUUUCGCCCUUGCCAAUUUACCCAUGACGCGUUUUUGAAUCGGGCAAAAUUAACUAUACUUAAGGAUUGGUUUUUUUUAGGAUUUGAAAAAUUAUGCCAGAAGAUUUUUUUGAACAGCAAUCUUGGGAUAUUUUUGUGAAUGAUGACGAAGGUUUUUCAUUUUGGAAAUUUUAGAUUAUUGGAAAAAGGGAGAAACAGGAAAAAGUCAAACAUCCAGUAGUUUCGAAUGAUGGUCAACCGGUUUGAAAACGUUCAGACGCUGUUGGGGACCGAUUUCGAAAAUCGAACGAUGACAUUUCGGUGAGAGCUCGACCUGAUUACCGUGGCCCUCUUCUCCAGAAGUUCCACGAGUCUGGCUUCAAGUCAGCCGCAGAUUCCGAUGGCCUUGCCUACCGACGCGUUGGACCCAGUCCCUAUUCCCAGGUUUGAUAAUUAGGCUCAUCCUUUUGCUUAAAAUUCCCGCAGUGGUACAAAAAAGCUUGUAAACUGGCAAAAAAUGGAGCUUUCGUUCGACUAAUCUGAGACUUUCACACCUGGAAAAAGAAAAAUUCACUGGAAAAUCUGAAGCUCCAUUCAAUGUCAUCGAAGUGUUGUGAUGUUUUUGUUGGUUGGUGACCAGAACCCUUUUUGUUGUCUCUGUGUAUCCCCAAAAGUUUCUGGCGCUAGUUGUCUCAAACUUGGGGGCGGCUGAACCAAACCUUGCUUUGACCAUCGCCAUUGCUAGGAGUUCGAGCGACUUCUCGAAGAGACGGAAAGAAAGUACGCCGCCUAUCGCAAUCGCAUGAGCCAGCCAUCGCUGUACGGCACGAGUAGACACUGGAGCACCAACUAUUUAGACAAUGCCGACAGUCGCAAGGUAAAUCGCUUCUUAGCAUGCUUUUUCCCUUCUAUGUUCUCGCUCUGUGUUGGAGAUUUGAAGUUUUUAGUGAAACGGUUAUUUCAGGUUAUCACAACAGAGAUUCAUAACCGCGCUGGUUCCGUCGUGGCCUAUGAAAGAGACAGUCGCAGAGAUUCGCCAGCUGACAAUGCUCACAUCCGAAGCCGCAGUGCUGACUACCUCAUGGAUCGCAAGUAAGAAAUAAAAAGACCGGAUGAAAUGAGAAAAUAAGUCAAAAUGCUUAUCAAUUUACAAUUAUUGAAAAAUUCGUCUCACUUCACAGUACAGAAGAUUUUUUUCUCUAAGAAUUGAAACAAGUGUUUAAAUAGUAUAUAACGGAUCUCACUAUUCUGACGUUAGGCUGUUUUGGGAUAUAAUUAUUUUUGGAUCAGAACCCAAAUUCAAAAUUGGCUCAAAGAAUUGAUAAUCUUAUUUUGGUGAUUUGAAUCCCGUUAUUUCUUCAAAGAAAAACCUCUUAUUGCAAUUUUAAUUUUUUCCUCUCAAAGAAUAAACGAAAAAAGUUCAAAACUACGGAGUUUAAGUUCACGCAUUACAGGAUACGCGAAGAAACAGAAGUCCCAGAGAAUCAGCUGCAGAAGUCAGCAGUGGAAACUUCGCCACCAGAGUCACGUCUUUCUGAGCACGAGCUCCGAUUCCGCAAAUCGACGGAGAAACUGACGGUGCCAGAUUGGUACCGCGAACAUCGCACUAACACUUCCAACACGACCACCACCUACCGUCCAUAUCCGCCGACAGCUCCUCAGAAUGAAACUUCUGAUGGAAUCACCUUCCCUCAGGGCAUGUUCGACAAGUACCGCGACGAGAUCGAGGACCUGCGCCGGUCGCGUUCCUCGUUACAUCAGCUUGCUGAGCAACCCCAACGACAGGUAGUCGCAUUGUGAUAAAUGCGCCCGACUUUUUCCUUCUUGUCCGUCUUCCCGCUGCACGCAACUUCUCCCUAUUCUUCCUGCAUUUUCCAUACUUCCCACUUUUUCUCAUUUUACUUGUAUUCCAUAAUAAAACUGCUCAUCUUAGCAAAGGUUAGCUUCCAUUAAACAGCAUAAUGUUAUGAAAUAAUUAAAAGCUCAACCAGACCUUCGCUCACAUUAUUCAUCGUGCUUAAUAUUUCUAGAAACAGAAAGGAAUCUGAUUUAACUUUUAAUUAGAUUUUAUGAAGUUUUCAGCUUUUUUCCAUUGCAUGGUCCUUAUUUUUUCACUUACAUUUCAUAAAUUAUACUAGCCAAUAAAUCUGCUGUCAUUUUGCAAUAAAGAUAAUAUAUUCCUUGUCUUGGAUGUCAUAUCAUUUUAAAUGUGCUAAUAAAUAAAAGUAUAUCGGAUUGAUGUUGCAAAGAACAAAAGAAAAAGCCAGGUGCAUGUCUUUAUCCUUACUGAUCCUUUGUUGCUUGGGAGAAUAAAAAUGAAAAAAUUCUGGCAUCGCAAAAAUAAUAUAAAUGUACGCAAACCCUCCGCUUUUCCCUGCUUGGUUCAGUUCUUGGGAUUCCAGGCAUGAUCUAGAAAUUACGAUGGUUUUGUAGGGCUCUCAAAUCAGUAUAGCGGAUCAGUCACGCGCCUUGCCUGGCUAUACCGUUUCAGACGUUCCCAAUGAGUGGAAAAUUCAAUCCAGCAGGUUUUUUUAAGCUUCUUUGUUCAGAAAACAUAUGUUUCUGAGUUUUCCAUUCAACAAAGACUAUCAUUUUUUUCAAAAAUAUAUGUAUAAAAAAACCUUGAAAAAUUCGGAAAGUAAGGCGUAGGAGGCGUUUUAAAGACUUUUUUCGAAAGAUUUUGCUAUACUCAUGCUUUCGAAUUCAGCCGAUCUCGAGUUGUAGAAGUUGCAGACACGUUUGUCGGAACUUCCAAAUCCACUCAUGACUACGGUGAUCUAAUAAAAAAAAGAGCUAAAAUCACAUGUUUCACCAUUGUAGGCAAUUUCACCACAAGAUAUGGAGGCAGAGUAACUAUUGAGGAAGUUCUUGACUCAAUUUUCCAAAGAGUUGCUCCUACCUCCCGCGUUAUCGACACCAGGUAAGGAACCAAUUCAGUUUGAAGAGAAUAACUGAAUUAUUUUCAAGUUAUCCGAUGGCGGAUGACCUUUAUCAAGGGAAUUUGGAUAAUCCAAGUAUUUACACUAACAAUUUCAACGUUAUGCAUCAAGUAAUCAAACAGCCUGAAAGAGCCGAACAUUUGCUGCGGUGAGUUUUCGAACUCUUUCCGAGCAUUUUGAUUUUGGUUACCUUUUCAGAGAUGAAGAGCUCUUCGUGAGGUGCGCACAAUGUCACCGCACUCGGGAACUUUCUGCGGCUCGUCUUCAGUUCGUCUCUUGCAAAAACUGCUAUACCUACUACUGUUCGAGAGAAUGCAGGUUUGUUGAGUAUAUAGGUUUUUUUUUGUUAAUCCAUUGCUAAAAAUGAAAAAAAAUUGGUCCAGCUUUAAAUUAAUGACGGCGACGGUGGUUUUUGUGAGAAGUGGGCUGAAUUUUGAAAUUCCCACGCAGUCAAAAAUGCAUGAGCUUUUAAAUGAAAGAAGGUAAGGGUUUGUGGUUGGAAAACUGGACGCGAAUGUUUUUUCAGUAUAAGUUGAGCUCCUAACAAGUAUUUUAGAAAAUAGAAAUCGAAGCAUCAACUUAACUUUCAGGAAAUUUCCCCUGCAUGAAGGGGUUUUCUAUUAUAUCAUCAAGUUCUCUGAUUUAGAGCAAACAACUGGGCUCAGCACGCUGUUCGUUGCUCUUUCGCCCGAAUCAACACAUUAUGCAAGGAUGUCAUAAUGAAGGCAAGAGAUUUUCUUCGAAUCUCUACUUAGCACUUUUGAAAGCGGAUUGGAAGCGUUUUUUUGGGCUGAUUCAAAUUUUCUCUCGACCCAUUAAACCUUUUUUGUUUUCUUUCGGCCAACUCUCGGCUACUCAGCCGCCCACAAACUCGAACACGUUUGGCAAGAGAUGAGAAACCAGAAGCCAAAAAUAAAUGUUCGAUAAUAAUAAAUUCAUUCAAGGUGCGCGUUGAUGAAGAGGCUCAAGCGUUCAUGUCGAAGGUCGCUCGAGAAGGCUUCGCGAAUAGUGGACGGGGCAGCGUCAACAUCCGUUUGAACUCUCCGCAGCUUGCUCAGGUUCCCUGAGAACUGCAGAAAGAAAGAAAACCGUUCGGACUCGAAGUUUAGAAAUAAUGUUAACCGAUUCUCUUAUCCAGUUAUUUAGAGCUUUCUGGUUUCAAAUAUCAUUAGAGAUUUUGAAAAAAAAAAAGAAUUUAGUGAAACCAAUGCGACUUUGCUCGAAUUUUUUCUCAAAAGUUUUCUAAUCAAACAUCCGAUUCAUCGUGACAUAUACAUUCAAGUAUCAGACGAAUGAAUUCCCAAGAGAGCUCUUGUUUUGAAUUUUGCUGAUUACGUCGUAAACCAGGAUUUCAGCAUAUGGGACGUACGCGAUUGAAAAACGACUUCUGAUUAUUGACCAUCUUUUUAGGCAUACGUGAGUCAUGGAUGGCGCGCUCUUGCUGCCGUACCACUCAACCAACUUCUCUACUACUACACGAUUGCAGCUUUAGUUCAAGAGAAAAAAGAACCUUCCCUGAUCGCUUUGUGUCGGAGAUACGAACCAAGGUACUGUUGAAAAUGAUUAGCAAACAUGGAUUUCGGAUAAACCACAUUUACUUUCUGAGCAUUUUCUGUUGAGCUUUUUUUCACCUAAGUUUGGAGGAACUUUUUGAACAGAAAUUCCUGGAGCCGUUAUAUAAAAAUUUCUGCUUUAAAAAAUGUGGGGAUGAUCUGAGAAUCGAAAUUCUCAUAGGUUUAUUGGCUGAACGCCUCCGGGUUUGAAACAAGCCAAUUCGAGAGACUUAAACCUAAAAUAAAGCCAAUAUUUUUCCUGCUUCGACGUCAUUACUUUUUUGCUACUUGUCAUUUUCUUCAGUGCAUUCGUGAGAAGUUUUUAGCGCUCUCUCAAAAGUUUUUGGAGCUUAAACAUUUGAGAAAAAAUAACUUUGGCUUUAAUUAAAUACAACUCAAUUUUGAAAAAUUGGAAACGCAUUUUCCAUUUGUUCGUUGGGAUGUUUGAAGAUGUCAUACUGAAGCUUCUAGUUUUCAGACAUGGGGGAAAAUUUGGUGUAAAAAAGCACCGCAAAAUUCUGAAAAUCUGGAACUACCUACAAUAACUUUGAUAAAUUUGCCCAAGUUGAUUUUUUUUUUUUGGAAAAAGGUAACUGUGUACUAAUUUUUCUCUUGGCAUCAAAAGCUGGAAAAAUUUAUUUAGAGGCUUGAACAGUCAAAAAUCCAACACAUUCAAAUAAAGCUUCUCUCGAGACAAAAGAAAAAAAAGUAAUGAAAUGUCGAGGAGAAAGAUUUAUAGUGAAGAAAAAAGAUGAGAUCUUGAGUGCCGGAUUUUCUCACGCAUCUGCGGCAGCACAAUGGACCAUUUUGCAGGGAGAAGUUCAUCCUCUCCGUGAGCAUCAUCGCCGACAUCGAGCAGUGUCCAGAGACGCCGCCUCCGGAGACACGAGACUUGUCGGCGCCGGUGUCGGCGGCUGCUCUCCUCAGUCCUCCUUACUACCAGCCAGUACCGAUUGCUCUUUUCACCGAGAGUUUAGUUCCGAGCGACGUUUGA